CCAACCCAAAAACCUGAAAAGAAGAAACAGAAACUUUACAAUAAGCUGGCAAGCAAGCUGAAUCUGCUGCCGAAUUUGUCUAAUCAAAUUCAUCAAAUAUGCAAUGAAACAAUUUUUAUUUCCAAAAUAUUGCAAAUUUGGUCCAACUACUGCCGGAAGUUGCAAACGUUUCUUACGUUUUUCUUCUUCUUCUUCUUCAUUGCCUUCCCACCCAAGGCACUUGGCCUCUCUCUUGCUCAAAAACCCAGCAAGCCACUCAGCCACCCAGCAAAUCCACUCUCACAUUCUCUCCUCCGGCUUAUUCCUUUGUCACAAUUUCACCUCCGCUUUUCUCCUCCUCAUCAAUACUCUCCUCCGCUGCUAUUCCUCCGGCGACUUCCCUCACGAAGCUUUCGCCUUCUACAGACAUGUCCGGCAGUAUUCUCAUUCUUUUGACUCCUUCACUUACUUCUUCCUUCUCCACGCCUCCAUUGCCUUAAACUCCGUAAUCCCAGGUGCCCAAAUCCACGCCCUGACUCACAAACUAGGUUUUCAUUUCCAUGUCUAUGUCCAAACUGCCUUGGUUAAUAUGUACGUUGCUUGUGGCUCUUUGGUACUUGCUCUCAAUGUGUUUGAUGAAAUGCCGCACAGGAAUUCUGUCACCUGGAAUGUCAUGAUAACUGGUUUGGCCAAAUGGGGUGAGCUUAAAUUAGCUCGGUCUAUGUUUGAUCAGAUGCCUGAGCCUACGGUUGUGUCCUGUACUGCUAUUAUUGAUGUGUACUCACGGAUGAAUCAGCCCCAGGAGGCUGUGGCUUUGUUUCGGAGAAUGGUUGUUGAAGAUCUUAUUGUACCCACUGGAAUUACGCUUCUGGCCAUAUUCCCAGCGGUUUCUGUUCUUGGGGAUCUUAAGAUUUGCCAAUCACUUCAUGCUUAUGGUGAGAAGAAAGGGUUUAAUGCAUCUGACAUACGUGUUGCAAAUUCCCUUUUGGACUCCUAUGCAAAGUGCGGCUGUAUAGAGAGUGCAUCAAGAUUUUUUGAGGAGAUACCUGCCCAAAGGAAGAAUUUGGUGUCAUGGACGUCCAUAAUCUCCGGUUUUGCAAUGCACGGAAUGGGGAAAGAAGCUGUCGAGAAUUUUGUAAGUAUGGAGAAAGUUGGUUUCAAACCAAAUCGAGUGACAUUCUUGAGUAUUUUCAAUGCUUGCAGUCAUGGAGGAUUAAUAGAUGAGGGGCUGAACUUCUUUGGGAAGAUGAUCGACGAGUAUGAAAUUGCAGUGGAUAUCAAACACUAUGGAUGUUUAAUAGAUAUGCUAGGGAGGGCAGGAAGAUUAGAAGAAGCAGAAAAAAUGGCUUUGGAGAUUCCUUGCAAUAUUGUUAAUGUUGUGAUUUGGAGGACGCUUUUGGGUGCUUGUAGCUUUCACGGUAAUGUGGAGAUGGGCGAGAGGGUGACGAAGAAGGUACUGGAGAUGGAGAGAGGAUAUGGAGGGGACUACGUGCUUAUGUCCAACAUCUUAGCUGGUGUUGGAAGGUAUAGUGAUGCCGAGAGAAUGAGAAGCUUGCUAGAUGAGAGGAACGCCUUCAAACUUCCAGGGCAUAGUUUGGUCUAACUGGUGUUGAAGAUGCACAACCAGGGUUGAGAGAGAUUAUAAUGCUAUGAUAGCUCCUGCCACUGUUUGUGCUUCCUCGGAGAUAUCUUGUUUAUAUGGAGCUCCUGCCGCUGCCCGUGGUCUUUCCUUCCACUCUCGUUUCAAAAUAGCCAGCCAUACUUUCCAUCGAACACUACAAUAUAGGGCUACCUGUGAGAUGGUGGGUAUUAUUAAUGUCUCAUUUUCCCUCCCCGACUUCAAAUUCUAACAAAAUCAAAGAAAUAUCAUAUUUGUUUAUUAUUA
Malus domestica (apple) is the source of this 1864-nucleotide messenger RNA. Its product is annotated as pentatricopeptide repeat-containing protein At1g09220, mitochondrial. NCBI's taxonomy places the organism in Eukaryota, Viridiplantae, Streptophyta, Magnoliopsida, Rosales, Rosaceae. Gene Ontology annotation, molecular function: protein binding. The record is from RefSeq and is a predicted model, not a curated record.